Messenger RNA from Chelmon rostratus (copperband butterflyfish), 2169 nucleotides. RefSeq names its product pro-neuregulin-3, membrane-bound isoform. Gene Ontology annotation, molecular function: chemorepellent activity. The transcript is spliced from 10 exons. Lineage: Eukaryota; Metazoa; Chordata; Actinopteri; Chaetodontiformes; Chaetodontidae. Gene Ontology annotation, biological process: animal organ development; nervous system development; intracellular signal transduction. The coding region runs from base 1 to 2169 and encodes 722 amino acids. The record is from RefSeq and is a predicted model, not a curated record.
AUGAGCCAUAAAGGACGGCAGGGAAGGAUGAGUGAGUGUUCUGGGGCAGCUGUUGCCGGGGCCGUGAUCCUGGAGGAACCCGAGGGUCCAGGGGCUACAGGGGGCCGUGGUGAGGGCCAGGCCCAGGAUCAGGGUCCACUUCGCUGUGCAGUUUGGCCUCGCCAGCAGACAUGGCUGUGUGUGGUCCCUUUACUUAUCGGUUUCAUUGGCCUUGGAUUGAGCCUGAUGUUGCUGAAAUGGAUUGUCGUUGGUACAGUGCGGGAUUACGUGCCAACAGACCUGGUGGAUGCUAACCGAAUAGGCCAGGAUCCUAUCUUCCUAUCUAAGCCAAGUGGCAUUCCCAAAAGUCCUGAUACUACUACCACCACAACUACUCCUACAGUUGAUGGUGGGAACCCCACACCUAGAACUGGGACUGUUGCGAAAGGUAGAACUCGUUCCACUGCUACUACCACUACUAUAAACCCAAGAGGAGGUGGAGCCUCGGGUAGCCAAGUAACGCCACGGAAUCCUGUAAAUCGUAACGGACGUGGACCUUCAGGUUUUACUCCGACCACUGCAGCACCACGGACGACCUUCAUAAUUGGAGCGGCGACAUCGAGCCCAUCGCCGUCCAACCCAACUGUACUCCAUGAUUCUACGCAGAUGUGGACGCCCGAGCAUACUACGACUGAGACGGUCUCCACCACGCUCUCCACGCAUACGCACAGCCACCGCAAAACACCUUCUCCAACCGUCCCGCCGCUGCACUCGGAGCAUUUUAAGCCCUGCCAUGAGAAGGACCUGGCCUACUGCCUAAACGGUGGCGAAUGCUUUGUCAUCGAGACGCUUAGUGGGCCUCACAAGCACUGCAAGUGUCGAGAAGGCUACCAGGGAAUCCGCUGUGACCAGUUUCUGCCCAAGACAGACUCCGUCCUCUCCGACCCAAUUGAUCACUUGGGCAUCGAGUUUAUGGAGAGCAAAGAGGUGUACAAGAGACAGGUGCUGUCAAUCACAUCCAUCGCCUUGGCGAUCAGCCUCCUGGGAACGCUCUGCAUGGCCCUCUACUGCCGCAACAAGAGACGCAGAGAGAAGCUCCAGGCCCACCUGAAGGAGAGUCGCAGUUUGAAAAACUACACUUCUAACUCCCAUAACGCCCUGGAUGCCAAGAUGAGGAGCCCGAACACCAACCUGCAAAUGCAUGAGUACUGCAAACGGCCCUCUCAGCCCCGCCAGGGAAAUGUUUGUGAGUCCAGCUUUGCACACUGCAACAUCUCCACUACGCCAUCCAGCAGCUCCAGGGGCACAGCAAAACAUCACAGAAGUGGUUCCUUGUCUCACAUCCCGGAUCAGAGAACCCGGACAGCCCAUUGGUCAGCCCCACGCAGGACCCCGCCCAUACCCAGGGGAAGGCUAAAUCCAAUUGGAGGAUCCAAGUAUUCCGGCCCCGCCUACCAACACCUGCAAGAAGUAGAUUCAUUUGAGAGGGAGGCUGAAGCACAAAGAGGUUGCCAAAUGCAGGGAGAGAACCAAUGUGACAACCCCAGACGAGAUGCCUUCCUACAUAUGCAAACUCCUGCUUCCAUAGAGACAACGUCGCCAUCGUCGUGGAGCGGCCGCAUGGAGGCGCGCUCAGGGCCGUGCGCUCCGCCCGAGCACGGCGAUCCGAAUCCCGCCACCCGCAGCCUGCGCAGGCCCGGACGCCGUCACGGCCACUCCCCGCCACCGCCGUUUCGCUCCUGCUCUAUCCCCAUCAUCCCCUCCGUCCAGUGUCACCAUGACAACGAGGUGUCUUGUAUGCAAACCAGCGUCACCCCGGCGACCACAGCAAUGUCAGUUACCUGUGGAGCCGUGCCCUGCAAGGAAGAGAAGAGAGAGAAGCUAGCGCGUGCCACGCUGUCGUCUUCGUCCUGCUCGUCCGCCCUCGGCCAGCAGCAGGAUGAGGUGGCGCUGCUGCUGGAGGAGGCGCAGGAGCAGCUCAGGGCGUUGGCGCUGGCUCACAGGAAGCAGGAAGAGGGUGGAAUCAGCAACGGCGGCUCAACGGCUGCGCUGGUGGAGGCCAGAGAAACUGUUUGCUUCCUGAACCUUAAUGGAGGAAGUGCCGGGGCGCUGAGCUGUAACGGACCCACGCAGACCCAGUUACUCAGCCCCAGCCUAUCACACAGAGACCUGGGCCAAACCAGCCAAUGA